Molecule: messenger RNA, 1379 nt
Organism: Macadamia integrifolia
Lineage: Eukaryota; Viridiplantae; Streptophyta; Magnoliopsida; Proteales; Proteaceae
Product: F-box/kelch-repeat protein At3g23880-like
Exons: 1
Coding region: 57-1238 (393 amino acids)
Molecular function (GO): protein binding
Source: RefSeq, a predicted model, not a curated record
CUAGCAUAAGUUCCUCAUCAUUGUAAACCUAACGAAAUCUCAAAAACCCAGGAGAAAUGGGAAAAUCCCCCUUUCUUGAAGGCAGCAACGAAGGAGGAAGAAGAAGAAGAAUGGUUGAGAUGUGGAAUCUCCCAGUCGACAUGAUCAAGGAGAUCCUCUUAUGGUUACCCGUGAAAUCUCUGCUUCGAUUCAGGUGCGUAUCCAAAGAUUGGCGAUGUCUGAUUACUGAUUCUUCCUUCAUCAAUCAGCAUCACAAUCGAUCCACAGAGAAAAAACCUAAUCUCAUCUUAACUGAUACAAGAAGUUUUUACACAGUAAAGGACAAUUCAUGUCAUAAACUUGAUAUCCCUUACCUAAAUUCUUUGGAUUGGUCGUAUAAAAUCAAAGUAUUGGGUUCUUGCAAUUCGUUGUUAUGUUUUGGGUUGUUAGCAGCUGGAGUGUUUCCCGUCACGAUUCAUUACAGAGAACCCAUAUACCUGAUGAAUCUAUCCACUCGAGAAGUGAAGAAGCUUCCAUAUGCUCCCUCUGAAAUACCUCAAUCCACCGACUGGAAGACUCGGAUCGGAAUUGGGUAUGAUCCCAUUAGUAAAGACUAUAAGGUUGUUUUGAGUGUAUACUCUAAUAUUAUGUUCAGGUCGUGUAAUGUCUGGGUAUAUUCAUUGAAUUCCAAUAACUGGAGAAAACUUGGAGAUAUCCCAGUCCCAGACCUAUACCCAAAAACCUAUAAUUAUUCACAAUCAGCGCUAGCUUUCAAUGCUGCUAUUCAUUGGAUAGUAUUUUGGAAGAAUGAGUUAAUUGGUUCUUUAUGGAAUUCAAUUUAUUCUUUUGAUUUAGUAUAUGAGGUGUUUAGAGAGUUACCGCUGCCUUUUCCUCCUGGAAAAGGACAUUACAUAGAUCUUGUGGUGAUUAGAGGAUACUUUUCUGUUCUCCGUGAUCCCUGGGAUCAAAUUAGUUAUGAGAUAUGGACGAUGAAGGAAUAUGGUGUUAAGGAGUCUUGGACGAAACAGAUAAUCGUUUUCCAUUUCUAUAAACAAGUGCGAUUCUGGAACGAUGAAAGUCUGUACCAGCAUUUUGGUAAUGAGCUAGUUCUGUACAAUAUCAAGAGCAAUACGGAAAGGAAUGUUGAAGUUCAUGGACUUCCAAUUGUCUUCGAAACAUUUAUUCACACUGAGAGUCUCGUUAUGCUCGAAGAUACAGGGGAAAAGAGGAAGAAGAAUAAGAAUCCAAUAUCUCACUGAAUUGUGCCACUGCCCAAUUUUGUUUUCAUUUUUUUCUGGAUUAACAAAGAAUUUGUUAAAGAUUUGAUAUUGAUUCAUGUCUUGCAUGACUAUGAUUUUUUACUUUUUUAUUUUAAAUUAUAUGAUUCAUCCUUGCAGCAA